CAUGUCAUUACCCUGCUUUGUAAACCCAGCUCAGUACUCCAAUGCUGCUGGCAAACACGGGCACCGCGAAAAGGCAGCCUUAACAUACUUGAAUUCAAUAGUGAAGUACUCGUAGGUCGCUCCAACGAUUUAUACCAAAUUCAUCUAUAUCACACAACAUAAAGGGAAAAAAAGACACAAAUCUUGGUAUUCUGUGGAGAUUGCUGACUUAGAUUGAAGGUUCCUCCCUGUAAGUACGCCCGUGCUGCCCCAACCAUGCUGAAGAACCUGCUGCCGCUCCUGCUGCUGUGGGCCACCUUCAUAUCUUCUCUCUGCUUGGCCCUGCCCUUUGAACAGAGGGGCUUCUGGGACUUUGGAAUAGAAGGAGAUAUAGGAGGGGUAAUGACGAUGAUGAGGGAUGAAGAGGAUGGGUCAGCCUUUGAACCAACAGUCGGGGUCAUUCCCGAAUUUCCCACAUGCCCCUUUGGGUGUCAGUGUCAGCAUCGUGUUGUGCAGUGCUCCGACCUGGGUUUAACUGCCGUCCCAAAGAAUAUUCCCAGUGACACCAAGCUGUUGGACCUGCAGAACAACAAAAUCACAGAGCUGAAAGAGAAGGAUUUCAAGGGCCUCAGCGAUCUCUAUGCUCUCUCGUUGGUCAACAAUAAGAUCUCCAAGGUUCAUCCAAAGACCUUCACCCCACUGCGGCACUUGCAGAAGAUGUACUUUUCUCGCAAUUUGUUGACGGAGAUGCCAAGGAAUCUCCCAUCAUCUUUAGUCGAACUGCGUAUCCAUGACAACCGCAUCAAAAAAGUGGCCGAGGGGGCCUUUUCCGGCCUGGGCAACAUGAACUGUAUCGAAAUGGGAGGGAAUCCCAUUCAAAACUCCGGCUUCGAACCUGGGGCUUUUAAAGGACUGAAGCUGAACUUCCUUCGCAUCUCAGAAGCCAAACUCACAGGCAUCCCCAAAGACCUCCCUGACAACCUGCAUGAACUUCACCUGGACCACAACCAGAUCCAGGCCAUAGAACUGGAGGACCUGAGCAGAUACAAGAACCUCUACAGACUCGGCCUGGGAUACAACCACAUCCGGAUGAUCGAGAAUGGCAGCUUGGCGUUCGUGCCUAACCUGAGAGAGCUACAUCUGGAAAACAACCGCCUGUCCAGGGUCCCGGGAGGGCUUCCACAGAUGAAGUUUCUCCAGGUGGUGUACCUGCAUUCCAACAACAUCAGCCAGGUUGGCAUCAAUGACUUCUGUCCCCUUGGCUUUGGCAUGAAGAGGACCUUCUACAAUGGCAUCAGUAUGUUUGGCAACCCUGUGAGCUACUGGGAUGUACAGCCUGCCACCUUCCGCUGCGUCAGCGAUCGGCUGGCCAUCCAAUUUGGCAACUACAAAAAGUAGAUGGGAAGAAAGUUCAGAGAGGACAACCGGAAAGAAAUGUAUUCGGCCCAAAAACACCAAAAUCUGCAUUAUUGUGAAAGGGAGCGAUAACAAUGGACAGGUGACAAAUCUAGAUUGAACAGCGUAACACUCCAUGUUUUGUAUGUAUCUGUGUUGUUUGCACAAAAUGAGGAAACAUUGCAUUAGGAAGGAGAUAAGGAAGAAGACUCUUCUCAGCCUCAUUCUCAGCGAAAACAUUGUAGUUGCCCAGCCCUUAUGUUACAUUUAAAUAUGAAAAAGCAGAAUCUGAAAGCUGGCAAAGAGUAGUAAAAUCUUUAAGAUGCAUCUGUGAUUUUCGAUUAAAGUUUUGAUUGGAAAUAAUGCUCAUGAAUAGAUUUAUGCUUUAAAGCGAGUCUCCGAAGUCUGCUUUUCAAAGCAAAUUCUAAAACAAGUUUCUUACAUUAUUCAAAAUGAAUUUCAUAGAUAUUAUUAUUAUUAUUAUUAUUAUUAUUAUUAUUAUUAUUAUUAUUAUUAUAGCGGUAAUGUCAAAGGUGAAGUAUUCUUCAUGGUGAAUUUAUACAAAAACCAGUUUAGUAAAAAGGUAUGUGACAACUAAUUUUAUUAUAAUGAUAAUGCUGGUUUUUAAUGUUGUGAGACUUUAUUGUACGUUUUUUAUUUUACUUAUAAAUAGGCAGGUCCUGUGGAGGUUCUGAAGGGACUCUAACAGAAUGAGAAAACAGAGUAAUCUAUAACAUACCUGCUCUCACGGACUGGAGCAAACCAUCUCCAGCAUCUUAGGCUUUCGUAGCAUAUAGCCCAUGAGAAAUUUUGCACACAUUUGCUGAGACCUAAAAAAGGUCUUUGCAAACUGCUAUCUCUGUAGAAUGCUAAUGGUUUUUAUACUAUUAAAAUCUGGGAUAGGUCCUGUAGACGCUUACUGUGUAUUUUGCUGCUGCAUGUAAGAAUAAAGACUUUUCCUCUUUCA
Molecule: messenger RNA, 2341 nt
Organism: Brienomyrus brachyistius
Lineage: Eukaryota; Metazoa; Chordata; Actinopteri; Osteoglossiformes; Mormyridae
Gene: bgnb
Product: biglycan b
Exons: 8
Coding region: 256-1377 (373 amino acids)
Molecular function (GO): protein binding
Source: RefSeq, a predicted model, not a curated record